UUUAAAAAUCCCCACAGAUUCAGUGGUGUCUUUCCCAGUCUAAAUAUGGCAGUAAAGCGCCGUGAACAAGUUCUGCAAGAUUACAAACGGCUGCAAUCCAAGGUGGAGAAGUAUGAAGAAAAGGAGAAAACAGGCCCCAUCCUGACCAAGUUGCACCAGGCCCGAGAAGAACUGAGGCCAGUGAAAGAUGACUUUGAGGCCAAGAACAAGCAACUUCUGGAAGAGAUGCCUAAGUUUUAUAGCAGCCGCACCGAUUAUUUCAAGCCAAGUUUUGAAUCUCUGAUCCGAGCACAG
Molecule: messenger RNA, 294 nt
Organism: Python bivittatus (Burmese python)
Lineage: Eukaryota; Metazoa; Chordata; Lepidosauria; Squamata; Pythonidae
Source: RefSeq, a predicted model, not a curated record